Molecule: messenger RNA, 1005 nt
Organism: Arachis stenosperma
Lineage: Eukaryota; Viridiplantae; Streptophyta; Magnoliopsida; Fabales; Fabaceae
Exons: 4
Coding region: 252-842 (196 amino acids)
Source: RefSeq, a predicted model, not a curated record
UCCUUGAAAGAUUCCGAAAUCCCUAGCCUCCAUCGCGCCGCCGUUCGUCUCACCGUCGCCGCCCCUCGCUCUCAAGAUCACCACUAGAUUCGUCGUGGUCGUUCGCCAAUCCUCCUGGUUCGUCAUGCUCGAAGGCCCUUCCCCUGUUCGCCAGCGUCGCGUCUCCAGUCCUGUUCCGCAGCUCACCGUCGUCCGUCGCAUUCAAUCUCUGCUCACUGCCCUCGGCGAAGAGAUCAUCGCACUCACCCACCAUGGCUGUCACUGUUAAAACCAUGGCUCUCAUUGUUUCGGUCUUCGGUCUCCUCUCUUUCAUUCUCGGUGUUAUAGCCGAAAACAAGAAGCCUGCAGCCGGAACCCCAGUACCUGCCAAGGGGGUUGUCACCUGCAAGUUCCCAGCUGAUCCAACAGUCGCAUUGGGCUAUCUUUCCUUUGCAUUUCUCAUUGUAUCUACUGUGGCCGGAUACAUGUCUCUCUUUUAUCCUUACAAGGGGAAGUCUGUUCCACAAGGUGUUCUAUUUAAAAGCACUAGUUUCUUGGUAUUCUUCAACAUUGCAGUGUUCACGACCGGACUAGCUGCAACUAUGUUGUUAUGGCCGACAAUCACUGAACAGAUGCACCUUCAGCGCAACGUACACAAUGAUCUCACCUAUACUUGCCCUACUGCUAAAACCGGUCUCCUUGGAGGCGGCGCAUUUCUAUCGCUUGAUUCUUCUCUCUUUUGGCUGAUUGCCCUUAUGCUAGCGGACAACGCCCGCGAAGAUUUCAUGGAUGAAGAAAUUAAAGGGGGCGAGCUUUCCUCAAGUGCUUAUGCCACACAUACAGUGGUGACAGCAAGUCCCUAGGUCUAGGUGCAUGUGUUAAUAAUGGUAGUAGAGGAAGAAGGAUGUGUGCAGCAUUAGUUAAUUUAAAUGUGAUGAUGGAUUAUGAAGUCAAUAAAAAUAAAAGAUAUUAAUGACUUUCAAUGGAAUGAGUUCUCCUAUAAAAUACACAAUGUUUUUUUGGUGA